This is a messenger RNA of Tachyglossus aculeatus (Australian echidna), 2583 nucleotides long. It is a transcript of the gene ATF1, whose product is annotated as activating transcription factor 1. Gene Ontology annotation, molecular function: RNA polymerase II cis-regulatory region sequence-specific DNA binding; DNA-binding transcription factor activity, RNA polymerase II-specific; protein binding. NCBI's taxonomy places the organism in Eukaryota, Metazoa, Chordata, Mammalia, Monotremata, Tachyglossidae. Gene Ontology annotation, cellular component: nucleus; ATF4-CREB1 transcription factor complex. The transcript is spliced from 7 exons. The record is from RefSeq and is a predicted model, not a curated record. Gene Ontology annotation, biological process: regulation of transcription by RNA polymerase II. Bases 406 to 1254 code for a protein of 282 amino acids.
AGACACAUUCCUUGCCCACAACGAGUUUAGAGAGGACGGAUUUCGAGGUUGGAUUAAUGGGGUCUGACUGGGAAGCUCUGCGGAAGCAGCGGGGGGAUUGGAAUUGAGGCGACGGGAUUGGAAUUGAGGCGACGGGAUUGGAUUGAGGCAAUUCCAAUUCCUCAAUUGGAAUUGAGGUCCCUGUCUUGACCUUUGACCCAGCACACAUGCUGACAUACCUCUGGUUCCGUUUGACAGCUGGAUCAGAGCCCGAAAGGUUGUGUCCGAACACUGGGCUGAUUCUUGACGGGUUCAUGCCCCACAGGGGUGGAAGCCUGGUCCGAUUUCUCCGAAUUGCGGCAAAUUCAGGAUAAACGGAGACAGGAGGGGCAAAUUCCAGACCAUUAUCUGCAACAUAACAUUUUAAUGUCGCUCCGAGGAGCCGUGCCAAUGACGGUCGUGCAGCUGCCUGGAGAGCAAGUUCACGUCCAGGGGGUCAUCCAGACGGCUCUCUCCUCGUCCGUCAUCCAUUCUCCGCAGGCGCAGACCGUGCAGGGGUCGUCCUUGUCGGAGAGUGAGGAUUCUCAGGAUUCGUCGGACAGCAUAGGCUCUUCCCAGAAAGCACGAGGAAUCCUAGCCCGGCGCCCUUCUUACAGGAAAAUUUUGAAAGAUCUCUCUUCGGAAGACACGAGGGACAGGAAAGGAGACGGAGAGAACGCGGCCGUUUCCUCCGUGACGUCUAUGUCUGUCUCAACUCCUAUCUACCAGACGAGCACCGGACAGUACAUUGCCAUCGCCCCCAAUGGGACUCUGCAGCUGGCCAGUCCGGGGGCCGACGGGGUGCAGGGCCUGCCCACCUUAACGAUGGCUAACGCCGGCAGCGCUCAGCAAGGGACCACCAUCCUCCAGUACGCCCAGACGUCCGACGGCCAGCAGAUCCUCGUCCCCAGCAACCAGGUGGUCGUGCAGACCGCCUCCGGGGACAUGCAGACUUUCCAGAUCCGCACUACCCCGACCACCACCUCCCUCCCUCAGACGGUGGUGAUGACCUCGCCCGUCUCCCUGUCGUCUCAGACCACCAAGACGGACGACCCCCAGUUGAAGAGGGAAAUAAGGCUGAUGAAAAACAGGGAGGCCGCACGAGAGUGCCGGAGAAAGAAGAAGGAGUACGUCAAGUGUCUGGAAAACCGAGUCGCGGUCCUGGAAAACCAAAACAAAACUUUAAUAGAAGAGUUAAAAACUUUGAAAGAUGCCUACUGCAAUAAAAAUGUGUAAAGCAGAGAAUAAGAUAUUUUUGCGGACUUGCCUAAAGAUCAGGUGGAUUUUGUUUUUAUAUGGAGCUUUAUAAAUGAAAGGUCAAAAGUGAAAUUUUUUUUUUACUAGAUUUAAAGACUAAAAGAUUUUAUUUACAAGAUGUUGGCCACACAGUACAAAAGGAAACAAGGAAACCUCAAGACAAACAGGACGUGACUAUUUUCAUACCGGAGUGAGAUUUGCAGUUUGAUUUUUUAAAAAAAUAAUAAUCGCUGUCGGUUAUUAAAGGGUGGCAGAUGAUAUGGAACCCACUGAUGCAAAUUUAUCAUCAUCCUACAGUAUAUACCAGUAAAUAUUUUCAUUUCUGACUGUUUUCUUUGUUGGUUUAUAUUUGUAAAUAUAUGGGUUUCUUUUUCUGCCAAUAAACUUGAAUGGUAAGUGUAGAAAAAAAAACAGAAAAAAGGAUUCUUUGCUAAAUGUAUAAAUUAUGUAUUCUUUGAUCAACUGUCCUGUUUUUAAGACUGUGUUUUUUUGUCUAAAAAAAAAAAAACAAAAAAAGUUUGCCGUGUGGAUCGAAUUUAGGUGAUAUGAGCGGAAGGCACAAGAACUAAGUGUGAAAAGUUUCAAAAGGGAAUUUCAGAUAGUUAAUAAUCAAAAUGAGAAGAGCUGUACAAUAGGUUUUCAAACUUCUUAUUUUAAUCAGUUUUUUUGGGGGGGUUCCCUUGUGUGAGGAUUUUCUGUAAAUCCAUAGUGACUUGCGUGCUGCUGUUUAAAUGCGACUGAAUCUGGAUUCUUAUUCUGUUUCGAACCUUGGGAAGGAUAGAAAGUUUACAAGACUCUGAAAGACCUUGAUGGAGAACUUUUUUUAAAAAAAAACUAGGCUCAAAAUGCCUAUUAGAGCAUUUUUCCAGAAGGGUUUUCUAAUCGGGAUCUGAUGUCAUUUUUAAGAAGAGCAAGGUCAUUCAUUUUUUCAAGAGAGCAGAUAUUUUGUGUGCUAUGAAUGGUCCCUUUGUAGGAAGAGACUGUAUUUUUAUAGCUAAUCCUUAUACAAUUUAAAUGGCAUUUUCAAGCGUAUUUUAUCCGUUUCCACGGUUCUUUUAGUAAACUAUUUUGUGUCUCAGAUGAUCGAUUUUAUAUUUUUACUGGGGAGUAAGGUUUUCUGAGUAGCAAAUCUUUCUGAAUCACGGGCGAAUCUCUGAGCGCAUUUGCAAUCGACUUAAAUUUCCAACCUCUACCUGUGUUUUCUGUACUCUAAGCCGUACGCACUUCUGAAUUUACUGCAAAAAUGCUGUUCCCACUCUGUACUAUUUUGUGUUGCGCCUGCAAAAUUAAAGGGCCUUUUUGACACGA